This is a messenger RNA of Colletotrichum karsti, 927 nucleotides long. Its product is annotated as endonuclease/Exonuclease/phosphatase. Lineage: Eukaryota; Fungi; Ascomycota; Sordariomycetes; Glomerellales; Glomerellaceae. Bases 1 to 927 code for a protein of 308 amino acids. Gene Ontology annotation, molecular function: 3'-5'-RNA exonuclease activity. The record is from RefSeq and is a predicted model, not a curated record. The transcript has a single exon.
AUGCAGCUCAAGACCCUCUUGGCACCCAUCCUCCUUGCCGAGGCAGCCCUUGCCCAGGGUCUGCCGAUCCGCGUUGUCUCUUUCAACAUCCGAUACGAUGCCGGCUCCCGCGAAUCGGGCGAAAAGCCAUGGUGGGAUCUCUUCUGCGGUAUUUCCAAGGACCGCUGCCGCCAGCCGCACGUUAUCGACGCCCUCAAGAACGCUGCUUCCGCGGCUCCUGCAGACGCCGUCACCGUUAUCGGUCUCCAAGAAGUCCUCGACAACCAGCUGAACGACAUCCAAAACGGACUCGGCUCCGGCUGGGCCCACGUUGGCGUCGGUCGCGACGACGGCAAGAAGAGCGGCGAGUACAGCCCGAUCUUUUACCGCUCCGACGUGUUGAAGUUGGUCCACGACGAGACGAAGUGGCUCUCACCGACCCCGGACCAGGUUUCUAUCGGAUGGGGCGCCGGCAGCAAGCGCGUCGUCACUAUCGCCGUGUUCGAGCACAUCGCGACCGGCAAGAAGUUCAUCCACGCCAACACCCAUCUCGACAACGUCAGUGGUCAGGCCCGCACCGAAGGUAUCAAGGUCGUCGUGUCCAAGAUUCAGAAUGUGCAGACUACCUACGGGCCUCUUGGCGUUUCGCUCACCGGCGACUUCAACUCUGAUCCUAAUGGCGACGCCUACAAGACGCUUUCAGACACGGGAUACAUGGAGGAGCUGUACAACAUGGCAACGCCUGACCAGCGUGCCGGCACAAACCAGAUUACCUACACAUCCUUCGACACCAGCACGCAGGGAAGCCGCAUUGACUUUGUCUGGCUCGGCCCCAAGGAUGCGAAGAAGUACUCCGUUCAACGCUACGAGAUCUUGAACAACAACGUCAACGGCAUGCUCAUCAGUGACCACAGGCCUGUCGUUGGCGAUGUAACGCUUUUGUCAUAA